GGGGGUGGCGCGGGCGUGACGUCACUGCUCGCGACGCGGGAGUAGGAGCGGGGACCGGUGGGGCCUGGGUACCGGGAAUCCCGGGGAUAGAGGGCAGCCUGGUACCAUGUUCGGCUCCAGCCGGGGCGGCGUGCGCGGCGGGCAGGACCAGUUCAGCUGGGAGGAUGUGAAGACUGACAAACAGAGGGAGAACUACCUGGGAAACUCGCUCAUGGCCCCGGUGGGCCGCUGGCAGAAAGGCCGUGACCUCACCUGGUACGCCAAGGGCCGGGCGCACGGAGCGGGGCUGAGCCGGGAGCAGGAGCUGGCGGCAGUGAGGCAGGCGGAGCAGGAGGCGCUCAUGGCAGCGCUAGGCUACAAGAACGUAAGGAAGCAGCCCACGGGCCUGAGCAAGGAGGACUUUGUCGAGGUCUGUAAGCGGGAAGGAGGUGACCCUGAGAAGGGAGUAGACCGGCUCCUGGGCCUGGGGAGCUCCAGUGGCUCUGCAGGGCGAGUGGCGCUGUCCCGGGAAGACAAAGAGGCCGCUAAACUGGGGCUUUCGGUGUUCACGCACCACCGCGUGGAGAGCAGUCGGCCAGGGGUGGCUUCCCUAGCUUCUGCCAAGAGGAAGCCUCGUUCAGAGGAGGUGGAGCCCAGCCCUGAAAGCCACAAGAAAAGCAGGAAAGAGAAGAAAAAGAAGAAGAGGCACAAGAAAGAGAAGAAGAAGAAAGAAAAGGAGCAUGGGAGGGGACCAGAUUCCUCACUGCCUUCUGCUUCCACUCAGCAUGACUCUGACUCCUCGCCUUGCUGCAGGAGGAAGCGCCGGCACGACAGCGACUGAAGCCAAGGGAUCUGGAGGGCUGGCCUGUGGGGGUCAUCCCAGGCCCCCAGAGGGGGUUAGCUGUGGCCAAGUACGGCUACUUCCUCUUUUCUUUGUAUUGACUCACUCUUUGUACUUAAAUAAACUUAUUUUAAGUGGAAA
Messenger RNA from Camelus dromedarius (Arabian camel), 961 nucleotides. RefSeq names its product chromosome 3 C1orf35 homolog (gene C3H1orf35). NCBI's taxonomy places the organism in Eukaryota, Metazoa, Chordata, Mammalia, Artiodactyla, Camelidae. The transcript has 8 exons. The coding region runs from base 107 to 820 and encodes 237 amino acids. The record is from RefSeq and is a predicted model, not a curated record.